Messenger RNA from Scutellospora calospora, 388 nucleotides. The record is from the annotation of a GenBank genome assembly. Lineage: Eukaryota; Fungi; Glomeromycota; Glomeromycetes; Diversisporales; Gigasporaceae.
GCCCGAUGAACCCAAUGAACCCAAAACCCCUGAAGAACCUGAAGAAUCUGAAGAAUCUGAAGUGCCCGAAGAAUCCGAAGAACAAUUUCAGGAAAGAUCUCAGGAAAGAUCACAAAUAAAGUCUCGAGGAAGGCCCAGAGGAAGAUCACAAGGAAGGUCCCGAGGAAGAUCGCAAGGAAGGUCCCGAGGAAGAUCGCAAGGAAGGUUUCAAGGAAGGUCACAUGGAAGGUCCCGAGGAAGGUCACAAGGAAGGUCUCGAGGAAGGUCGCAGAGAAGGUCCUGUAAAGAACCUCAAAAAAAAGUUCCAGACUAUUAUUAUCUUACAAACAUUACUGUAUAUUUUCUCCCACCUAAUAUGACUGCACAUCUUCAACCAAUGGACGCAGAU